ACGCAGACAUUUGUCCCGAACGGUAGGUAAAUCCACUUCAGUCCGCCUGCCCCAGGCGCUGCCGACAUGGUCAGUGGGGCAACUGUAUGGAAUUAAGUUGCGCUGAUUCAUUAUAGAGUUGUAUUUACAUGGAAGUGUAUGUUUCUAUUUUAGGUUACCGAGAGUAACAGUAUUCUUAAACGUCAAGAGUUUGCGAGGAGGGUCCUGUGUGCAAAGAAAUAGGUGGACAGCAUUAUUCUAUGUAAACUUAACUGCGCGGCCAAAGAAUGGAACGUUCUUCAUCUGCCCAUAGAUUUAGGAACUCCAUGUACAGGCGAGAAGCUGAGGUAUGACACAUGCAAACUUAUUGAAGACUCUCAGGCGUAUUGCACCAAUGUGUUCCUCCAUAGACAGCUAGAACACAGUAUAAAAUGCAUAAAAGUCAUUCCUCCACCCCCACCCUCUCUACCACCUUCACCAUGCUGCAUGAGGAGAUCAGAGCAUUAGUGCUAGAGAAUUAACCAGGCUGGAAUGGGGUUGUGGGUAAUUAGAAGUGACAGGUACGACACAGACUCACGUAGUGCUUACAGAGGAAACAUUACUCACCAGGUAUAAUUUCACCCUCUAGUAUGCACAGUGAAGGCUAUGAAAUUCAGAUUUGAAUACACAUUUCCCUGAAGUCUUGGAUUUCUUUAUUGCACACAGUCCAAAUAUGCAAAACAUAGCGAGCAGUCCUGCACACAUCACCAUUUUGAACAACAGACUAAUCCUCUCAAGCACAGUAAACGAAGCAAACUGUAUGGGCUUUUCCUGGGGUGACACGUUUAGACUGAGAUUUCAAGAACAAACUCUUUUCAUGUCUGGCCCUUUCUUCUACUCUCCUCUUCCUCUUCCUCUCCCACUCCCUGUGCUGAGACUGUCUGGCUCCUGUUGCUUAGAUUGAUGCAGUACCCAUGAUUUCCUAUGUAAUUACUUAAUGGGAUAACAGUUUUGAGGACCACAAGGCCAGGCCAAAUCAACAGCUCUUAAAAAUGUUUACUUUUCCACCCAUGUGUAUUUGGUCUGCUGUAUAUGUACAGUGUGUGUUUUUUUGAAAACCUACAUCUUGUAUAGAUCAGAAUCAGGAAAAACCUCACUGCCAGUCAGUUCUCUGUUAGAUGUAGUCAUAUAGUAAACACAGAUGUCUAAAAUUACUAAUGAAAUAGUGUCUAAAAACCCAGAAAGUGACUCUUCUGCUCAUCAGCUGUCAAACUUAUCCAUCGACGACCCAGAGGACGCCGAGCUGGCCUACACCAUGCGGGACAUGCCCCCGCGAGUGGUGCACACGUUCCCUCGCGAUAUCCCUGUCAAGGAGGGCAGCACUCGCCCGCACACCCCCGGGACCCCAACUCACGCCAGCAGCUCCAUGGGCCGGAGCUACCUUGAGUCCGACCCAGAGGGCCUGCGGAGGUCCCAGCUGAGCUCCAUGAGCUCCCUGGACUCCUCCAUGAGCCCCUCACGCUCCAAAAGCCCCUGGGGGAGAUUUGACCCCUAUGACUCUGCUGAGGACCAGGAUAAGGAAUAUGUAGGUUUUGCUACACUGCCAAACCAAGUGCAUAGAAAGUCUGUGAAAAAGGGCUUUGCUUUCACGCUAAUGGUGGCAGGAGAGUCAGGCUUAGGGAAAUCCACCCUGGUUAACAGCCUCUUCCUCACAGACCUCUACAAGGACAGGAAAGUGCUGAAUGCUGAAGAGAGGAUCAUCCAGACAGUGCAGAUCACAAAGCACACAGUCAGCAUUGAGGAGAAGGGGGUCAGGCUGAGGCUAACCAUUGUAGACACACCUGGCUUUGGAGAUGCUGUCAACAAUACAGAGAGCUGGAAGGCAGUGGAGGACUACAUCGACCAGCAGUUUGAACAGUACUUCAGGGACGAGAGUGGGCUGAACCGGAAGAACAUUCAGGACAAUCGUGUGCACUGUUGCCUUUACUUCAUCUCGCCCUACGGUCAUGGUUUGAGGCCACUGGACAUUGAGUUCAUGAGGGCCCUCCAUGGCAAAGUUAACAUCGUACCUGUCCUAGCAAAGGCAGACAGUCUUACUCCAGCUGAAAUCAGGAGGAAAAAGAUUAAGAUCCGAGAGGAGAUAGAGAGGUUUGGGAUCCACAUCUACCAAUUCCCUGAUUGUGACUCUGACGAGGAUGAGGACUUCAAGCACCAGGAUCGGGAGCUGAAGGAGAGCAUACCAUUUGCAGUGAUAGGCAGCAACAUGCUCUUUGAGAGCAAGGGUCGGAGAUUCAGGGGCCGCAUGUAUCCAUGGGGUGUCGUGGAAGUGGAGAAUCCCGCUCACUCGGACUUCCUGAAGCUCAGGAACAUGCUGGUGCGCACUCACAUGCAAGACCUGAAGGAGGUGACCCGGGAGACGCACUACGAGAACUACCGGGCCCAGUGCAUCCAGAACAUGACCCGCAUGGUGGUCACGGAGAGAAAGCGCAGCCUGUGUAGCCGACUGAGAGAGAGCGCCUCUGACCUGCCGAUCCCACUGGUCCCAGUGGACAGCGAGACCGAGCGACAUAUAUGGGAAAAGGACGAAGAGCUGCGGCGGAUGCAGGAGGUCAUGCAGAGGAUCCAGGAACAGAUGCAGCUCGCCCACAAAGAUGGGUUCUAGAUCUAAAACUAUCCCCCUUACAUGUAUCCAAUCACCAAGUGUCAGCUCACUAAUACAGACAUACGGUGUAAGGCUUAGAGAGGCAACCGUUUUGGCAUUAAAGGAAAAACUCAAAAACUGACCCAAACUUCUCACAGACUCUCAUACCUACUUAAAAACCUACGAGUUGUGAGAAUCCAUUUCCCUUACUUUAAGAAGUAGCAAUCAUUUCCAACUCUGCAGAGAUUCAAAACAUUAUGCCACGUCCUAGACCACGUAAAGCCAGUCACAGGGUGUGUGCUGAGGUUUUUUUUUGGUUUGGUGAAUGUAUAAAUGAUAGUCUUCUCAAAAGGCCAGUCCUAGUGAUUGUUAUACUCCAAAACACAGUCCCCAUGCACCUGUCGACGAAGAGGAAUAGGAAUGAGCAUAUGAACCUGUUACAGGUUGUGAAAUUGUUGAGUUGGCUUCCUGAAAUAUUUCACCCAUCUGUGACUCAAACACAUUUUAUAUUUCAGUUAUUGUUUUGCCAUUCACUAUAUGGUACUAGAGUUUUGUCCAUCUCCAUUUUUUAUCAGAACCCACAUUAGGUAAGAAUGGUUGUGUUUAUGUGUUUUUUUGAUCUUUAGAUAUUUUUAUCAAAAGUUAUUGGUAGUGUAUUUUUAUUAUUAUUGGUCAGUGUCCUUACAGUGUAAGCCUACAAGAAAAUGAUGUAACCAAAUGUUGGAGAUUUUGUAUGAGGAGUGUUCAAUUCAACAUUAAUAUUUUCAUUAUCGAAUAAAGGUACUAUUUGUUAUGGUUUGACAAUUAUAAUGCAAGUCAUGUUUAUCCUGUACAUUUUCUUUCAUUUACUUUGAUUUAAAAAAUAUUUCAAAAUGGACCAGUACAAGUCCACUGAAAAUAAACCCCAGUAAAUGUAGUCAGGUAGGAUUAGGUAAACAAGCACUAAUGAGUCAGUGGAAAUACUGUAGCCUACUGGUGUAUGUACUAGUUCUACAGAUCUCAGCAAUAACUACAGCAAUAAGAGCACAGAUUAAACGGAGUUGUAAAUGUCA
Messenger RNA from Clupea harengus (Atlantic herring), 3651 nucleotides. RefSeq names its product septin 4a (gene septin4a). The record is from RefSeq and is a predicted model, not a curated record. NCBI's taxonomy places the organism in Eukaryota, Metazoa, Chordata, Actinopteri, Clupeiformes, Clupeidae. Gene Ontology annotation, molecular function: GTP binding.